AUGUCUUCUGCUAAGGGCAUGGAGGGUUUGGAAAAGUUUACAAAGGUAACAUUAUCAAUGGAUCAAGUGUUAUUGCUGCUUCCUUUAAACGAUGAAGUAGUGGAGGAGCGAAUUGCAGAUGAUGAUGUCAUACUCAUCAAAGGAACUAAAACAACAGGGGUUGUGUCGAUAAUUCUGAGAGGUGCUAAUGACUUCAUGCUUGAUGAAAUGGAUAGGGCAGUACAUGAUGCUUUAUGUAUUGUCAAAAGAACCCUCGAAUCCAAUAUAGUGGUUGCAGGAGGGGGUGCAGUUGACGCUGCUUUAUUUGUGUAUUUAGAGUACCUUGCUACAACUUUGGGGGUCUCGCAAACAGCUGGCGAUUGCAGAAUUUGCUGA
Messenger RNA from Lactuca saligna, 375 nucleotides. Lineage: Eukaryota; Viridiplantae; Streptophyta; Magnoliopsida; Asterales; Asteraceae. The record is from the annotation of a GenBank genome assembly.